UUUAGGAUCAACACAAAUCUCAUAGACGCAAAACAUGGCUUGCGGCUCCGGUUGCUGCGGACCCCCUGCAGCGGACUCUACGGUCCGCGAGCCGUCCCCGCCCAUAGCGACCGAGGCUCAGUGCAAGGACAAGUGCUGCGACGCCCCGGAGGAAGAAGAGUGUCAAGGCAGCGUCGAAAGUGAAGCUCAAACUGAGCUUGACAACGAUUGCUGCGCUCCUCAACCCGUCGAGGUUGGCUGCAACAAGGGCUGCUGCUCUGUGCUAGAUCCAAAGCGUCCCGAUGGCUACUCGAUUCCCGACCCUACAGAAUCCGGUUGCAACAAGGGUUGCUGCUCCCAGCCGCAGUUAACACAGCCCGAUGACACGACCGUGCCCAGCUGCUGCGAGGGCAAACCCGCUCCAUGUUGCGAUCAGUCUUGCCUGGACCGCCUGGCGCUGCGCGACUGUGGCAGCUAUGUACCCGACCUUGCUACCUCCGGCUCAACCUUUGACUGCCACAAAGGCAGCAAUGGCAAGCCUUGUGCCGACCAUGUUCGUAGCGUGCGUAAGACGUACGCUGAACGGCUGGAGGCUCUCGGCUGUAUCUGUCGUGCCCUGAUCGCUCUUGGCCAGGAGUCUUGCUGCAGCCCUCAACGUCCCUCGUCUGCGAAGAGCGCUCGCCGUCGCUCCAAGGAGACAGUGGCCCGUUCGUGUGCUUCUGUCGACUCAUGCUGCGCUGCGAGCGGUGCCAGUAGAGACGCUUGCUCCGCGAAACGGCAACCAAAUUCCAGGCGGGUAUGCUGCCCGGGCAACGAGAAUGAGAGCAAGUCUCAAUCCGCCGUCGAGAAAGUCUUUCCGGCCGAUGCUUGCUGUGCGGAAGAGCGAGGCUGCGUCCCUCUUCAGAAGGAGAAGGCAGCCGUCUCCGGCACAGCUCAUGCCACCGACCUCGAGAAGGUAUUGCCAUACAACGAUAAAGAGCAUGUUAUUCUCAGCAUAUCAGGAAUGACUUGCACCGGUUGCGAGACCAAGCUCGUUCGCACUCUCGGCACUCAUCCGUCUGUCAGGAAUUUGAAGACUUCUCUUCUCCUCUCUCGAGCCGAGUUUGACCUGGUCGGUGCAGCAUCUGCGGCUGAAAUCAUGAAGUAUCUUGAGCGAACGACCGAGUUCAAAUGCGAGAGAGUCAUGAACCGUGGUUCGAACCUCGAUAUUGUCGUUCCUGACGGCGAUGCUGCUGCUUUUGUCGACCAACACUGGCCCGACGGGGUCACGAGCAUCACGAUCGUGGAUAAGGAGACCGUUGCCGUCAAUUUCGAUGCCAAAAUCGUCGGAGCCAGAGAUCUCAUCACACGCGGAUGGGGUGGUGGUCCAGUCAGUCUUGCCCCGCUGCGGCCAGAUCCCACGCUCGAAACCGGCAGCAAGCACGUCCGCCAUCUCGGUUACAUGACUCUGCUCUCUAUCUGCCUUACGGUCCCAGUUCUGGUCAUGGCGUGGGCCCCUCUUCCCGAGCGCCACCUCGAGUAUGGCUCCGCAUCCCUCGCCCUUGCAACCCUCGUUCAGUUUUUCAUUGCCGGUCCUUUUUACCCAAAGGCAUUUAAAGCCCUCGUGUUCUCAAAAGUCAUCGAAAUGGACCUGCUUGUUGUGUUGAGCACCAGCGCCGCCUAUAUCUUUUCGGUUGUCUCGUUCGGCUACCAGGUUUCGAACCAACCGCUGUCGACAGGCGAGUUCUUCGAGACGAGCACUCUCCUCGUCACACUCAUCAUGGUUGGCCGAUGGACGGCGGCGUUCGCCCGGCAGAAGGCUGUGGAGUCUAUCUCCAUCCGGUCCCUUCAAACCGCAACUGCGUUGCUAGUGACCGACGAUGGUGAAACCGAGAUUGACGCCCGGCUUCUUCAGUACGGCGAUGUCUUUAAAGUCCCUCCUGAUUCGCGGAUCCCGACCGAUGGCACGGUGGUUUCUGGCUCGUCUGAAGUUGAUGAGUCCAUGAUUACCGGAGAGUCCCGGCCGGUUGAGAAGUAUACCAAGUCUCCAGUGAUUGCUGGAUCAGUCAAUGGUUCGGGAACCCUGUAUGUUCGGUUGACACGACUCCCUGGUGAUAACACAAUCGACGCUAUCGCCGGCAUGGUUGACCAAGCCAAGCUAUCGAAGCCGAAAAUCCAGGAUAUUGCAGAUCGCGUCGCGAGCUACUUCGUCCCGGUCGUUAUCACCUUGACGAUCAUAACCUUUUGUAUCUGGAUCGCCAUCGGAAUCAAAAUACGCGGGCAAUAUGGGCGGGAAGCUACUAUUCAAGCAAUCACCUUCGCCAUUACGGUCCUGAUUGUAUCGUGCCCGUGCGCGAUUGGCCUCGCAGUUCCGAUGGUGAUCGUUGUCGCCGGAGGUGUUGCCGCUAAGCGAGGCGUAAUCUUCAAAUCGGCCGGGGCUAUCGAGGUCGCGUACGAGACGUCGCAUGUUGUGUUUGACAAGACCGGCACCAUUACGGAGGGCAAACCGAGUGUGGUACGAGAGUGGUACAGCAGCAACGAGCAAAAUGCGAACCAAGCGCUGCUCCUGGGCCUGUUGGAGGGCAUCAAGCACCCCGUCUCCGUUGCUGUAGUCAGACACCUUCAAGCGCAAGGAGUGAGGCCUUCCCAAGUGACCAAUCAAAAGACGCUGACUGGACGGGGUGUCGAAGGCACCGCAACGGACUGCGGGAGGGCUCUCCGAGCAGGCAACUCUGGCUGGCUCGGCCUUGGGUCGGAUGCGGUGGUACAGUCAAUCCUGUCAGAGGGACACACCGCCUUCUGCUUCACCGUCGAUGGCUCCGUGGCUGCCGUUUUCGGCCUCGAAGACACGAUCCGUCCUGAUGCCGCCUCGACGGUUAAUACAUUGGUUGACUGCGGCGUAUCGGUCCACAUUGUCUCGGGCGACGACGAUGGCGCCGUAUGCUCAGUCGCAGCCCGGUUGAAUAUUGCCGAGUCAAACGUUCGCUCCCGCUGCACGCCGGCGGACAAACAAACGUACGUGCAGGCUCUGCUAAAAAGCGUUCCGUCUCCGAGCAACGGCAAGAAAUCAGCGGAGCCAGUGGUUAUAUUCUGUGGUGACGGUACCAACGAUGCGGUUGCACUGGCCCAAGCCACCAUUGGGGUGCACAUGAAUGGGUCUGAAGGAGGCACCGACGUCGCCAAAUCGGCGGCCGAUGUGGUCCUUUUACGUCCAGCCCUUGGCGGGAUCCUGACGAUGAUUGCCGUAAGCAAGAAGUCGAUCCAUAGAAUCGCCUUCAACUUUGGCUGGAGCUUCGUUUAUAACUUGUUUGCCAUUCUUCUCGCGGCGGGCGCAUUUGUCAGCGUCAGCGCGAGGAUCCCACCCGAGUUCGCCGGAUUGGGCGAGCUUGUCAGCGUCCUGCCGGUUAUUGCGGCCGCCGUGAUGCUGCGAUGGUCCAAGAUCUGAAGCUCUUGAAUGCUGGGGUCCGGACUGGCCACAUCAAUUGGAGGCAUCAAAGGAUUUGCGAGGAAUGCACACUCUGAUGGUGACGUAGACUCAUCUUGACGGGAAAUUGGGAGAUGUAUUGUGCCAAGGGCGAAGGGAGGGUUUGACAUAAUGCGGAUGCAGGGAGGCUGGGAGGAGAAAGAUACGGCAACGGGGAAUCGGCCUCGGAUCGGGAUGGAUCAAGAUAUGUCAAUAGAAAACCCCGGCCGGCCGCAGCCGCACUGCUUUCCCGAAUCCGGACGGGGCCAUUUCAUUCCGGGCAAGCCACGCGAGUUCCCGGCAUGGCUGCGCCGAAACUACUGUACGCCAGUUUCUAGUUCCUAGAGCUAUUUUG
This is a messenger RNA of Canariomyces notabilis, 3776 nucleotides long. RefSeq names its product copper-translocating P-t. The transcript has 2 exons. Lineage: Eukaryota; Fungi; Ascomycota; Sordariomycetes; Sordariales; Chaetomiaceae. Bases 35 to 3403 code for a protein of 1122 amino acids. Gene Ontology annotation, cellular component: membrane. Gene Ontology annotation, molecular function: ATPase-coupled monoatomic cation transmembrane transporter activity; ATP hydrolysis activity; ATP binding. Gene Ontology annotation, biological process: monoatomic cation transport. The record is from RefSeq and is a predicted model, not a curated record.